Molecule: messenger RNA, 2781 nt
Organism: Aphanomyces astaci
Lineage: Eukaryota; Oomycota; Saprolegniomycetes; Saprolegniales; Verrucalvaceae
Exons: 3
Coding region: 91-2781 (896 amino acids)
Molecular function (GO): protein binding
Source: RefSeq, a predicted model, not a curated record
GUGUAACUGUCACGCCACAAUAAGUCACCCCGCGCUUGUCCUUGCCGCAGCGAGUGGCAUGGGGCGGUGUGUUGCUACGACUAGCUAGUUAUGCACAUGGCAGAGAAGGAAGCGCUAGAGGCGGAGCUGGCGCGGGAACUCGCCGCGCUCAACCUUGACGACGACGACGUUCAUUACGAGGACGAGGUCGUCGAGGGGUACUGCCGAUUGGACCUCGACGUCCUUCUCGUGGAUAUCGACGAUAGUUCCGUCAGUCGCUCCGAGGUAUGGCGCUCGUACGCCGCCGCCACAGCGCAAUACGACGCCGAUCUUUUCGCCAUGUUGGAAUCAUCCCUUCAAGAUCUGGCGCAUUGUACAUUGACUUCGCCUGCAACGUCGUCACAUCCAUUGCCGUCGAUCGUGGUCGCAUCACACGAGGCCCACCUGACGUCCCAUCUCGUCGACCAUUCCAUCCAUCCUCUUCACCCUCACGACGGCUAUGAUGCAGUGCUGUCGUGCCCGGACCACUGCACACCUAUGUGCCUCGGACCUUGCACUGCCCAUUGCGGUCCUCGCUGUGCGCAUUUUCAAGCGCUGCAAGCGGCGGACGCGAGCGCCCAGGCCGCCGCCGCCGCAGAAAACGACCGUUUCAUGCGACUGGCGCUGGCUUCCGUCGCGCAGAUCGGCGCCGACGUCCGCCACGUCAUUUCAGUCUCCCUACCGUUGGAAGCAGCGCAUUCUUCUACAUUGUCACGAUCAAACCACGCAAACGCUGUCGCACUGAGUGACAGCGCCUUGCAUCCUAGCGUAGUCGUACCAAACAACGCAACUCCAGACACUGUUUCAAUCCAAAACGUAUACAAACCGCUAUCUCGAUGCUUAUCUGCGAUACCGUGCGCAUCUCCGCCAUCCGGAUUUACGGCGUGCUACUCCACUCCAGCGGAAGUGUCUAGCCCUUCCACGAUCCUCUUGAAGCAAUCCGAACAGCCACGUGGCGACGACGCCGCGAACCUCCGCAUCGCCGCAUUACAUCGGUCGCAAGUCGAUUUUCAAGAGGCAGAGCACGCGAUGGCCGCGUACGAGGCGCAAGUGGAGGCCGCCCGACGACAGCGAGCGAUCCUAGUCGAGGCCGAGACGGCGGCGUUGGCCCAUCGGCGGUUGGAAGACGAGGCGGUGUCCAGGAUAGCUGCACAGCACGACCGACAGGUGGCCCAAGAAGCCAUCGAGAGCAUGUACAUGAUGGCGGAGGAGCGGGAGGGCACGGCCCGGCGGCGGCAAUGGCGGCGGGAGGCACAAGCAAGGCAUGAAGGGGACGAGAGACGACUCAUGGGUCAUGAAGAGGCGCGAGCGGGGGCGAUGCGGCGGGACGAGCAAGAAGCGAUGAAGCGACUGGAAAUGGAAGCUCAAGCGCGCGAACAGCGCCGACGACUUCAACAACAGCACGAGGACGCUCGAAGACGGCAACACGCCGAGCGAUGCGAGAUGGAAACUCAAGAAACCCAUCAGCGAAAGGUCGACGCGGCGCUACAACUCGAGCAAGAGGCCAAGGAAAAGCAGAAACAGCAGCAGAUUGAACAGGAAAAGUGGCAGAUAGAGAGGCGAAAGCUCGCGGCCGCCAAGCAGGCUCUGGAAGAGAUACACCAGUUGGAAAAACAACAGCAGCGCGAAGCCCUCGCCCGCCAGCAACUGGAAGCUGAACAACAGCAACUGAAACGACAGCGCGACGACGCCGUUCGACAGCAACUCGAGCUCGUCGAAAGGCAACGCGAAAGCCGGCAACGUCAUUUUCAAAGGGAAGUGCUGGGCGCGGUGCGAUCGCGGCUGCAAGAGAGCUCAGAGCGGCAACUGCUGUCGCUGGAAGAGCACCGGUCGGCUCUCGUAAUAGUCGACGAGAAAGCACAGCGUCGGACGGACCACCUCACGAAAUGGUGGCGACGGUGGCAACGUCGCGUAAAACUGUACAAAAGACUGCAAAAGCAGAAAACUAUAGCGGCGGUCUUGAUUCAGCACGCGUGGCGGGCCCUGGUGGCGCUGCGGACACUUCGACAAGCCCAGGUCAAGCAACAAUAUGCGAGGGCAGCACUGCGAGUGCAGCGUGGUUGGCGGCAGUGGCGCCAUCGAAAACAGCAAACUUUGAUGAAAAACCAGCAAACUUUGAUGAAAAACCAGCAAAAUCUCUUGAAAAACCAGCGCGCGGCCGCCGCCGCCACCACGGUGCAAGCCGCGUAUCGAGGGUAUUUCAUUCGCAACAAGCUGGCGGCGGCCCUCGCCUCUGUGACAUUUGUCGACGGCGACGAGUUCGAGUACGACGAAGUGGAUUUGGACGCGUUUUUGGGAGGAGCCCCCGAGAUCGAUGAUGACGACGACGAGCGUGACGAUGUCACAGGACCCCUCCCCCCUCUUCCCCGUCCGGGGUGGGCAGACCCCCUCGACGAGGACGAAGACCGAGGGGGAGGCGGUUGUUUGAACACCUCCCCCCACCCUGUGGUGCCCCACAACUUGUUCCCAUCCCAAGUCGACGUGUUGGAGCGCGGCUUCUGCGAGUGUCUGCCUCUGAAACCACCCGCCGCCGCCGUCACGAAGGCGUCGUCGUCGUCGCUGUACAAACGCAUGCAAAACGCCAUAGCCCACGGCCGCAAAGGCAAGAAAUCAAACGCCGCUGCCCCAAAACAGACCAAAGACAACAACAAUACGACGGUAGUCAGCAGCGUCACGUGGUCGUCCAGUGGUAGAAAAGCCAAAAAGGUCAACGUACCGUCGCUUGUGGACCGGCUCCGAAAAACCACCGCCGCCACCCGAUGA